Molecule: messenger RNA, 3165 nt
Organism: Mangifera indica (mango)
Lineage: Eukaryota; Viridiplantae; Streptophyta; Magnoliopsida; Sapindales; Anacardiaceae
Product: mechanosensitive ion channel protein 6-like
Exons: 5
Coding region: 267-2927 (886 amino acids)
Biological process (GO): transmembrane transport; monoatomic anion transport
Cellular component (GO): plasma membrane
Molecular function (GO): mechanosensitive monoatomic ion channel activity
Source: RefSeq, a predicted model, not a curated record
UUCUUUAUUCACUUUUACUACACGCGUCCUCCAUGUUUUCCUUCACAAUCUUCCCGUAUCAACUUAUAACUAUUUUCUAUCCUUUUUCUCAGAAACCAAACAUCGCAUUUCACUUAUAAAAACCACCCACAUUCUCUCCGUUCCUAUUUUACUUCCCCACAACUUUAAAGUUUUGUGUUUUUUUUUUUCUUUAUUUUAUUCGAAGUUCAGCCAGCUCACGAAAAUUGUUUUGAGGGUGAGCGCAUUCGUAAGUGAUAAAGUUCAUCAUGGCCUUUGAUUCACCUGACCGGAGAGAUGCUGUCAUCAAGAUCGACAGCGAUAAAAAAACAAGUACAACUAAGAACACCAGCACCAGCAAGAUUUGGCGAGAGUCAAGUUGUGAUUUUUGGCAAGAUAGAGAUCUGAACAAAAUCAACAACACAGAGAAGAAGAACGGGCAAGAAGGGAAGACUGCUGAAGAAGAAGGGGAUUUUGAUUUCAUGCAAAGCAGUGCAGGAAUGGAAGACCCACCCUCGAAGUUGAUUGGUCAGUUUUUGUACAAGCAAAAAGCUUCAGGAGAGAUCUCUCUUGAUAUAGACUUGGACAUGGCAGAGCUUCAACAACAGGAAGCAGCUAUUGAAAGUAACAGUUAUAAUAAUAUUUAUAAUCAUAAUGAUAAACAGACUUUACCAACUGUGGCUGAGUCGCCUACUUUGCAUAACAGAGAUAAUAGAGUUUCCUUUGAGUCUUUUAAAAGAAGGCAUUUUAAUUCUGAUAGUUCCCCACAGAAAUAUUCUGAAGGUGAGGUUUUGAAGUGUACUUCAAACCGGUCGUUUGAUAGGGAUGUGUCCUAUAAUAGAAAGUCUAGUUUGUUGAUGACUAAGACUAAGUCUAGGUUGUUGGACCCUCCACAAGAUAGAGAUGAGCAGAAAUCUGGGAGGCUGAUGGGGAGAUCAGCACAGUUGAAAAGUGGGUUUAUUGGGAGAAAUGUUGAAGAUGAAGAGGAUGAUCCAUUCCUGGAAGAGGAUUUGCCUGAUGAGUACAAGGAAGAGAAAUUUAGUAUUUGGGUUGUGUUUGAAUGGUUUAGUCUGAUUUUGAUUAUAGCAGCAUUAGUUUGUAGUGCAACGUUUAAAUUUCUUAAGAAUAAGAGGUUGUUGAAGCUUGAAUUAUGGAAAUGGGAGGUAUUGAUUCUGGUUUUGAUAUGUGGUAGGUUGGUGUCUAGUUGGAUUGUCAGGAUUGUUGUGUUCUUCUUUGAGAGGAAUUUCCUUUUGCGGAAACGGGUUUUGUAUUUUGUUUAUGGAUUGAGGAAGGCGGUUCAGAAUUGUAUAUGGUUGGGGCUUGUGUUGAUUUCUUGGCACUACUUGUUUAAUAAGAAAGUUGAGAGAGAGACCAACAGUAAAGUUCUUCCCGUUGUAACUAAGAUCUUGGUUUGUCUUGUGGUGGGCGUGCUACUGUGGUUGGUGAAGACCCUUUUUGUGAAAGUUCUUGCCUCAUCUUUCCAUGUGAGCACUUACUUUGAUAGAAUUCAAGAGGCACUGUUCAACCAAUAUGUUAUUGAAACACUUUCUGGUCCUCCAGUAAUCGAAAUCCAAAAGGCAGAGGAGGAGGAGGAAAGAAUAGCAAGUGAGAUUAAAAAAUUGCAGAAUGCAGGUGCUACUGUCCCUCCUGGCCUCAAGACAAGUGCCUUUUCUUCGCCACAUCAUGCAAAGGUGAUAGGAAGUGGAAGGCUUCAGAAAACUCCUCGUGCGGGAAAGAGUCCUACGAUAUCUCGGACACUUUCCAACAAGGAAGCCGACAGGAUCACUAUCAAUCACUUGCACAAGUUGAACCAUAAGAAUGUCUCUGCUUGGAACAUGAAAAGGCUGAUCAAUAUAGUCCGGCAUAGGUCUCUUACCACAUUAGAUGAACAGAUACAAGAUUCAAGUCAUGCAGAUGAGUCUGGACCACAUAUUAAAAAUGAAUUUGAGGCAAAAACUGCUGCAAAGAAAAUUUUCCAAAAUGUGGCUAAGCGAGGGUGCAAGUUCAUAUUCCUGGAGGACCUUAUGCGUUUCUUGCCGGAAGAUGAGGCUGAGAAGACCAUAAGUCUCUUUGAAGGCGCAUCCGAAAGCAAGAGAAUUAGCAAGUCAGCCUUGAAGAAUUGGGUGGUUAAUGUUUUUAAAGAGCGAAGAGCACUAGCCUUUACUUUGAAUGAUACAAAAACAGCCGUCAACAGACUUCACCGUAUUGUGAACAUUUUGGUUGGCAUUAUAAUUGUUAUUAUCUGGCUCCUUAUAUUGGGAAUUGCCGCCACCAAAUUUCUAGUCUUUCUAAGCUCUCAGCUUCUUUUAGUGGUAUUCAUUUUCGGAAACACUUGCAAGACAGUAUUUGAGGCUAUUAUCUUUUUGUUCGUAAUGCACCCCUUUGAUGUGGGUGAUCGUUGUGAGAUUGAAGGAGUUCAGAUGGUAGUGGAAGAAAUGAACAUCCUAACAACUGUUUUCUUAAGAUAUGACAACCAGAAGAUUAUUAUUCCAAAUAGUGUUCUUGCUACCAAGGCCAUUAGCAAUUACUAUCGUAGUCCUGAUAUGGGUGAUGCAAUCGAGUUCUGCAUUCAUGUAACCACUCCAGCAGAGAAGAUCGCACUCAUGAAACAGAGAAUACUAAGUUAUGUCGACAACAAGAAGGAUCACUGGUAUCCACAACCAAUGAUCAUAUUUAAGGAACUGGAAGAACUAAAUAAGGUAAGGAUAGCAGUAUGGUUGACACAUAAAAUGAACCACCAAGACAUGGGAGAGAAAUGGUCAAGGAGAGCACUUUUGGUUGAAGAAAUGGUCAAGAUUUUCAAAGAGCUUGACAUCCAGUAUCGUUUAUACCCGAUAGACAUUAACAUUCAUGCCAUGCCUACAAUGCCUUCGAUGCAUCCUAUAAACUCUUAUAGCCUUUCUUCAAACCGGACCACAACCUCUAGCUGAGAGGCGAGACAAAGCGAAAAGAUAGAAACCAAAUAUAAAGAGCCCCAUUUGGUAUAUUGCAUCAUUUUGUAUAUGUAAUGUUUGUUUGGCUUAAUGUCAUGAACUUCAUAGCCAUUGUGUUUAUAGCCUAUAAACAAAUGAAAGUUUUAGAGAUGAUUGUAUUUAUUGUACGCAGUAUUCUUUUCUCAUAUUUAGUGUUCAGUUUGAGUCAUUUUCAAUAUGAUCUUGCUAUUUGUCA